GCCCCGACUUCCCUUCUGGGCGAUGGUGCAGCCCGAGGGCGCCUCCAUCCCCCGCCGCCGCUGAUCGGUCCCUCACUCCAUGGCCGCCUCGGCGCCGCCCCCACCGGACAAGCUGGAGGGAGGUGGCGGCCCCGCACCGCCCCCUGCGCCGCCCAGCACCGGGAGGAAGCAGGGCAAGGCCGGUCUGCAAAUGAAGAGCCCAGAAAAGAAACGAAGAAAGUCAAAUACUCAGGGCCCUGCAUACUCACAUCUGACGGAGUUUGCGCCACCCCCGACUCCCAUGGUGGAUCACCUGGUUGCAUCCAACCCUUUUGAGGAUGACUUCGGAGCUCCUAAGGUGGGGGGCGCAGCCCCUCCAUUCCUUGGCAGCCCUGUGCCCUUUGGAGGUUUCCGUGUACAGGGGGGCAUGGCAGGCCAGACAACCAAAUAGCUCAAAGAAGCAGGAGAGUUCCUGGCUAUGGCAGUUUCUUGGUUAUUUGGGGGUUCAAGACAGUAGGUGGCAGCCACAGCAGCCUCAGGGAUCUCAGCAACUAUGGCCUCCUGCCCAGAUUCGGAUAAUAGCUGGGUGCUUGCCGGCUCAGAGAGUCUGCCUGUGGAGACCCUGGGCCCUGAGUCCAGGAUGGAACCAGAGUCUGAGACAGCCCUGCAGGCCCCUGGAAGCCCCUGCAAGGCAACCGGUGAAGAAUCAGCUGGGGCCUUGGAUGGAGAAGGUACCCUGUCCCAGACCAAAGGCCCCCAGUCUGGUCCCAUUCUGCCAGAGGAGACUGAGGUCAAGGGCUCUCAAGAAGGUGAUGGCUGUGCUGUGGAGCCUCCUGGAGACUUAGUGGUCCAGGGAGACUUGCAGGAGACCUCUGUGGUGACAGGCCUAGGACCAGACACACCAGACUUGGAGGACCAGAGCCCGCCACAGAACCUGCCUUCAUCUCCCAAAGCAGCCUGGAUCACGGAGGAAGGCCGCUGCUCCAGCAGUGAGGAUGACACAGAUGUGGACGUGGAGGGGCUGCGGAGACGAUGGGGCCGGGAGCCCAGCCCCCCUCAGCCCGUGGCACCCCUAGUUGUGGAGGACCAGACGAGGGGCGACGGUGCAGGCGGGGAACUGGGCCUCUCUCUCAACAUGUGCCUCCUCGGGGCCCUGGUUCUGUUGGGCUUGGGCAUCCUCCUCUUCUCAGGUGGCCUCUCAGAGUCUGAGACUGGGCCCACGGAUGAGGUAGAGCUACAGGUCUUCCCGGAUACUGGGUCGGACACUGAGUUGCUGGAUGCUGUGGGGGAUGGGCAGGAUGGGCUAAAGGAACAGCCACAGGCCUCAGUGCCCCCUGACAGUGUCCCCAGUCUGCAGAAUAUGGGUCUUCUGCUGGACAAGCUGGCCAAGGAGAACCAGGACAUUCGGUUGCUGCAGGCCCAGCUGCAGACCCAGAAGGAAGAGCUUCAGAGCCUGAUACACCAGCCCAGAGGGCUAGAGGAAGAGAAUGCCCAGCUCCGGGUGGCUCUGCAGCAGGGUGAGGCCUCCCAGCGGGCUCUGGAGUCAGAGCUGCAGCAGCUGCGGGCCCGGCUGCAGGGGCUAGAGGCCGGCUGCAUCAGGGGCCCAGACGGGGUGUGCCUCAACUGGGGCAGAGGCCCCCAGAAUGACAGGGCUACCAAGGAGCAAGGACUUAGGGGCCAGGAGCCAGAGCUUGGCUUCCUAGAGCAGAAGGAGCAAUUGGAGGCCGAGGCCCAGGCAUUAAGGCACGAGCUGCAGAAGCAGCGGCAGCUGCUGGGGUCUGUGCAGCAGGACCUGGAGAGGAGCUUGCGGGAUGCUGGCCGGGGGGACCCGGCUCGUGCAGGCCUGGCUGAGCUGGGCCACAGACUGGCUCAGAAGCUGCAGGGCCUGGAGACCGGGGGCCAGGACCCUGGGGUCUCUGCCAAUGCUUCAGAGGCCUGGCGCCAGAAGGCCCGCUUCCAGAAUUCUAGGGAGUGGAGUGGGAAAGAAAAGUGUCAAGAUGGGCAGAGGGACCGGAAGGCUGAGCACUGGAAGCAUAAGAAGGAAGAGUCUGGCCAGAAAAGGAAGAAGAGCUGGGGGGUUGAGGAGGAUAGGGAGCUGGAAGGGAGGUGGAAGGAAGGCAAGCCAAGGGGGGAGGAGUGGGGGAGCAAGAAGGAGGGCAAGAGAAAGGACCCCAAGGAGCCUUCCAGGAAAAGUGAGAAUUCCCACCCCUCCGGAGAAAGACAGAAGCAUCCUCGGUGGAGAGAGGAGACCAGAGAUAGCCAUGACCCCCUGCCGCCCUGGGCAGAGCUGCUGAGGCACAAGUACCGGGCACCCCAGGGCUGCUCAGGUGUGCACGAGUGCGCCCGGCAGGAGGGCCUGGCUUUCUUCGGCACAGAGCUGGCCCCAGUGCAGCAGCAGGAGCUGGCCUCUCUGCUGAGAACGUACCUGGCACGGCUGCCCUGGGCUGGGCAGCUGACCAAGGAGCUACCCCUCUUGCCUGCUUACUUUGGCGAGGAUGGCAUCUUCCGCCAUGACCGCCUCCGCUUCCGGGAUUUUGUGGAUGCCUUGGAGGACAGCCUGGAGGAGGUGGCUGUGAGAGAGACAGGUGAUGAUGAUGAGGUGGAUGAUUUUGAGGACUUCAUCUUCAGCCACUUCUUGGGAGACAAAGCAUUGAAGAAGAGGUCAGGGAAGAAGGAUAAGCACUUGCAGAGCCCCCGAGCUGUGGGGCCCAGGGAAGAACACAGCCGCCACCAUCACCACCACCACCACCACCACCACCACCACAGAGGCUGA
Messenger RNA from Carlito syrichta (Philippine tarsier), 2752 nucleotides. RefSeq names its product PBX homeobox interacting protein 1 (gene PBXIP1). The transcript is spliced from 14 exons. Bases 533 to 2752 code for a protein of 739 amino acids. The record is from RefSeq and is a predicted model, not a curated record. NCBI's taxonomy places the organism in Eukaryota, Metazoa, Chordata, Mammalia, Primates, Tarsiidae.